AUGAACGGAGUGGAGCGGCCACGAUCGUUGAGCCGCCUGACUGCCGGUGGAGGUGUUUCUGAGAGCGAUGCCGAGUACACCGAUGCCAACGAGAACAUCACUUAUGGUGACUCCCUCGACCUUCUAGACACAAUCGCCGAGACACAAAUAACAUUGAAUCUCUUCCUUAACAAUAAAUUCGAGCUGGCAGAAGAAGAAGUGAAUGGUGCAUUAGCUGACAAAAGCAUGUACCAUGCUUUGGGUCACAACACCAUCGUGUUCAUCAAGGCCAUGAUGACAUGUGACAAGGGUGACCUAGAACGAUCAAUGCAAAUAUCGAAGGAUGCUUGCGCCGUUAUUGAACGAUAUCGUCAGAAGUUCUCGAUCAGCGACACUUUUCUAAAUCUAGGAGGAAAACUGCCGAGGAAUCUCACUGAC
This is a messenger RNA of Ostertagia ostertagi, 417 nucleotides long. The record is from the annotation of a GenBank genome assembly. Lineage: Eukaryota; Metazoa; Nematoda; Chromadorea; Rhabditida; Trichostrongylidae.